AUGCAGCAAACAAACAUAGCACUUAGCAAUAGCUACUGAGCCUUAUGCUUCAAAAUAGUUUACAUCUACGAUUUAGGUGUUCAGAGCUCUCUAAAAGGGAUUACUUGGGCUGAAAAUGUUGACGUGUGGAUUAACACAUAACUUUAGUGUAAAAUUUAAGGCGUGUACUUAACAUUAGGCUUACAUAGUGACAGGUUAGCUCACGCUAGCAGCAAACCUCAGAGUAUACUGUAAGUUAUAUUUGUCAACUUGUGUGUUUUUGCAAACCCAUUAUUCUGGAGGUCAACGUCAAAUGAUCAAAACGGUUACAAAGUACCAUUGAGAAUUACGCCAAGAGGCUCCGCUGUUAGUCUCUGGCACAUAAGAGGGAAAUGUACAUGAACACAUAGUUCGUAUGAAGUAACCCUUUUUGGAACUUUGAAUAGCUGAUUAGCUAUUCAUCGUCAUGGCGGGUGCUUUCGCAGCCAAAAUCGGACUCAACUCAUUAAUGAGGAAACAAUCCAGAAACUUCAACGUGAGGAUCUGCACAAUGGAAUCGGACAUGGAGUUCAGCUGUGAGGUCAAAUGGAAGGGAAAAGAUCUCUUUGAUUUGGUAUGUCGAACUUUGGGACUAAGGGAGACAUGGUUCUUUGGCCUCCGAUACAACAUCAAGGACACAGUGGCUUGGUUAAAGAUUGACAAAAAAGUUCUGGAUCAAGAGGUACCAAAAGAAGAACCGAUCACACUUCAUUUCCUGGCCAAGUUCUACCCAGAGAAUGCUGAGGAGGAGCUAGUACAAGAUAUCACACAGCAUCUCUUCUUCCUGCAGGUGAAGAAGAAGAUCCUUGAGGAAGAAAUUCACUGUCCACCUGAGGCGUCUGUGCUGCUGGCCUCCUAUGCUGUCCAUGCAAAGUAUGGAGACUAUGACCCUAAUGUUCACAAACCUGGUUUCUUGGUUGAGGAGGAGCUGCUGCCAAAGAGGGUGAUUAACCUGUACCAGAUGACUGCAGAAAUGUGGGAAGAGCGGAUUACAGCUUGUUACGUAGAACACAGGGGCAGGACAAGGGAUGAAGCGGAAAUGGAGUAUUUAAAAAUAGCUCAGGAUCUGGACAUGUAUGGAAUCAAUUACUUUGGAAUCAGGAAUAAAAAGGGAACAGAUCUUCUUCUGGGAGUGGAUGCCCUGGGCUUGCACAUUUAUGACCCAGACAACAGGCUGACACCCAAAUGCUCCUUCCCAUGGAAUGAGAUCCGCAACAUCUCCUACAGUGACAAGGAGUUUACCAUUAAACCUUUGGACAAGAAAACCAGUGUUUUCAAAUUCAACUCUUCACGGUUGAGGGUCAACAAACUGAUCCUCCAGUUGUGCAUUGGGAACCACGACUUGUUCAUGCGGCGGCGGAGGGUAGACUCUCUUGAAGUACAGCAGAUGAAAGCCCAAGCCAGAGAAGAAAGAGCCAGAAAACAGCUUGAGAGGCAGCAUCUCCAGCGGGAAAAGCAGCUGAGGGAGGAGGCAGAGAGGGCCAGAGAUGAACUGGAGAGGCGGCUAAUUCAGUUACAGGAUGAGGCCCACAUGGCCAAUGAGGCUCUGCUGCGUUCUGAACAGACGGCCGACCUGCUGGCAGAAAAGGCCCAGAUUGCAGAGGAGGAGGCCAAGCUGCUGGCCCAGAAAGCUGCUGAGGCUGAGACAGAGAUGCAGCGCAUCAAGGUCACUGCCAUUCGUGGCCGGGAAGAGCGACGGAUCAUGGAGCAGAAGAUGCUAGAGGCAGAGAUGCUUGCCCUCAAGAUGGUCGAAGAGUCAGACAGGAGGACCAAGGAGGCUGAGCAGUUGAAACAGGACCUGCAGGAAGCCAGGGAGUCAGAGCGCAGGGCAAAGCACAAGUUACUGGAGAUUACCAGCAAGGCUUUCUACACGUCGCCGGGACUGGCAGGGAACAGCAUGCUGCCUGACCUGAGCUUCAGCAGGGAGAACCUCAGCUUUGACUUCAAAGACACUGACAUGAAACGUCUCUCCAUGGAGAUUGAAAAGGAAAAGGUGGAGUACAUGGAAAAGAGCAAACACCUGCAGGAGCAGCUGAAUGAACUGAAGACAGAGAUUGAAAGUCUGAAGAUGAAAGAACGAGAAACUCCUUUGGACAUUAUUCACAACCAAAAUACUGAACAGGGAACCAGCAAGCACAGCAACUUUAAAAAGUUAACACUACAGAGCACCAAGUCCAGGGUGGCCUUCUUUGAAGAACUUUGAACGUCAUAUAUGAUGGAGAUGUACGAAGGCCAAGAAUCUACUGUUUCUACAUUCCUGAUCACUUUAGUGGUUGACCAUGCUGCUGUGACUCACUGUUUCUGGAAAGGAAACAAAACAGAUUUUUCAGCUCCAGUGGAAUCUUAGUUUCUCCACUAAAUCUGGGAUUCUUUAAAAAAAAGUGUUUACAUUGAGACCAUGUGAAGUAUCUCUAAACACGUACUGAGCAAAACCUUCAACACAACACUGAUGUGAUCAUUGUAGAUUGAAUAUACUUACACAUUUAGUGUACUUUGUAUGGUUUACUGCAAAUCAAAGUCUUCUGAAAACAGACUUUAUGGUGGCAAAGUUAUUGUCCUUCUGGACCAAUAUAUUUGUUUGGUUUCACAAAUCAGCUUUGUGCAAACUGUCUUGGUUGUUGUGGGUCUCUCUGGUUUAUGCAGCAUUCACAGUAGCAGGACGCUUGGGUACCGCCUGAAUGAUUUUGUAUCAGACGAGCAGUUACUUAGGGAGACUAAGAUGAGGAGUGUCACUUCCAUUGUGAGGGAGCAUCAGGUUUGACAUUUAGACCAUGUGGUAUGUUUCUCUAUGCUUGAUCAUGUGCCAUAGGUCCUUGAGUGUUGAGAUCCGAAGUGGUUGCAGAAGGUCAAUGGGAGGCCACAUGCUUCAUCUGGCUGCAGCAGAAAGAUGCUUAUGUUAACAGAUGUGUGGAUGGACCGGUUGUCUGCCUGGGUGGUUCCCAUUCAGGACCAAAAACGGUUUUAUGACAUCAUGGAUGUGGUGAAGCACAGCACCAGAGCAUGCUCC
Messenger RNA from Thalassophryne amazonica, 3025 nucleotides. It is a transcript of the gene nf2a, whose product is annotated as neurofibromin 2a (merlin). The record is from RefSeq and is a predicted model, not a curated record. Gene Ontology annotation, molecular function: actin binding; cell adhesion molecule binding. The transcript has 16 exons. Gene Ontology annotation, biological process: positive regulation of protein localization to early endosome; positive regulation of early endosome to late endosome transport; regulation of gliogenesis. Gene Ontology annotation, cellular component: apical part of cell; cytoskeleton; adherens junction. NCBI's taxonomy places the organism in Eukaryota, Metazoa, Chordata, Actinopteri, Batrachoidiformes, Batrachoididae. The coding region runs from base 446 to 2221 and encodes 591 amino acids.